AUGAUUUCGGAGCAGCCUGCGCCAUCAGAGGUCUCAAUUGCUCAGAGUGCAGCCGACAACCCUGCCAUCAUUAGUGCCAACGAGGUAUCAGCUGAAAAUAACGUCGGCGAAGCGGAUGUCGCUUUGAACACCAAAGAGAGGGCUCGAUAUGCUGAGAACCUGGACUUUCCUUGGUCUGUACCGUUGACACAGAAGGUCACCAUCCGUAAAGGUUCAUCGUCGCUGCAGCCCAUGUCCAGAACAACAUCAGUAGAUGAGAACGCGAUUAAUAGUGGAGCGUGCAGCCCCAAUACUGAACGGACUCAAGAUUACGCGAUGAUUAAAACGGCCGAUAGUUCGCAAAGUGACGAACCAGAUAUGCUAUUUAUGAAGGAGGGGUUCGCUGGGUUAGAUCGAGUCAAAGAGGACAGCAAAGAAGAACCACAAACUAAAAAUACCUCCAACAAGAAUCUCAUCGCGACCAAGACUUCGGCCUAUGAUGGUGAUAAGAUCGCUGUGGCGUUCAAAGAAAGAAAGACGAAGGACGCAAAAGAAUCUAUUCAACUGUCUGAUGCGUUAAUACCUCCGGGUAACAUCCCCGAGCCCACGCUGCAAGCAGACAAUCCUCAAAAAACAGACAUCAGCGUAAAAGUUCGACGCACGAAGCGUAAAAAGGAUGUGCUAUCUAAAAGAACCAUAGAUGCCACCCCAGUCACCACCAGAACGGCUACUUUUCUGCUUGAUGAACAGAGACGUACCAACAAAAGUGAGAUCUGCCUCUUCGCUUUGGUAAUUCUUGCAGUCAUCAUCAUAACAGCAUUUAUUCUGCUUUUUAUGAAGUUUAAGACCAAAGGAGAAGAUAAACCCGAAUUCGGCAUGAAAUUAGCGGACACCUGCAGUUCCUUGAGCUGCAUUCAGAACGCAGCCUUCCUCGGCAAUUUGCUCUUCUGGGACGUGAAUCCGUGCGACAACUUUUAUAUGUUCGUCUGCAACCAUUGGGCAAACCAGUUGCCAAUAUCGGUAGGUGCCUUCACCAUCUCCAUUGACGACGACUACGCGGGUGACCUUGAAGACAUUAUGUUCUCCCUUUUGGCUCAAGGAAAGCAGACUGGCGUAACACAAGCAAUAGGGAAACUGUUUGAACAGUGCCAAAACGCGAAGCAGAUUGAAGAAGACGGAUGGAGCCCCCUGCUCGACCUUCUGAGCCAAGUUGAGCUAGAAGGAUUUCCGUUUACACCGCCUAUCCGUAAGCUGCCAGUCUGGAAGCUGGCUGCCAAGGUGCUCAGGAAGACAGGUGUUGCGGCUUUCUUUGGUGUCGGCAUCACUUCCUAUUCACCACAAGGAAAAGACGUCGUUGCCCUCAGAGUGCCGGAAACGUUCUCCAGUACGGACGGUGCAGACAUAAGCGAAGCCAUACGUUCUUAUACAGGCGCAGUACAGGCCUCACUCAAAGCGCUCAAGAAAGACUUCAUACCUUCAGAUCAUUCACGGAACGUCGUGAGGUUCGCGGGUCAGCUGGAAAGGCUGUACCUACUUUACUCGAAAGAGAGGAACUUCAGCGUUCAGCCUAUAUUGCCGAACUCUUCGCUAGACAUUUUUCUGGCCGAGGUCUUUCGCGAAGUGUCUCCCUCUGUCUACCAGGCCGGGAACGCUAAAGUUCUUAUUGAGUCCCCUGGGUUUGCCACAGAGUUUGAGAAGAUGGUUCAACAGACCGAUACUCCGGUUGUGAUGAAUUUCUUAAGCGUUCGUCUCAUAAUCCAAGUUUCACCGUUUCUUCCGGAUGUUGAUCUGCUGGACGUUUACAGUAGCCUGGUGUACCGAAAGCUCCAGCUAGGCGUUCCUCGCUGGAAGCUUUGUGUGAGAACCAUUGAGAGGGCCUUACCGCCGCCCUUUCUCUACUUAUCAUUCAGCGAUGUCCGGGACCAUAAACUGGAGGCGAAGUUAGCGGACCUCGUUAUCGAGAUUCGGAAAGAAUUUCUCAAUGGCAUAGAAAGCGCCGACUAUCUCAACGAAGCAUCGAAAGUUAUCAUCCACAGCCUUAUUUCUAAAACCAAGCUCCAAAUAUUUUCUGCGCCCUGGACGAGGGACAAGAAGCUUUUGGAGGAGUUCGCUGGCAAAGUUCCAUCGUCCUCUCGGCAGAGCCUGGAUACCUACGUUAUGGCGCACGAGUACGCGUUCGUGGACAUGUUGAGGCGCAAGUCUUCUGAGCAAUGGCCACGCUCGGCGUUUAGCACAAGUUGCUGGUACGAUCCCGGAUCGAGAACAAUCUACGUGCCAGUCCUUGUGUUCAACGUGUCCUUAGCUCAGAGCGAGGAGAUGCCACUUCUCCAAUUGUCCCGGGCGGGCAUCCGCAUUGGACGCUGCAUCUUCGAAAUGCUGAUUUCAGAGGCCGGUUCUCCACACGCCACGGAACAGUGGCUUAACGAGGACACAAGGUAA
This is a messenger RNA of Ixodes scapularis (black-legged tick), 2418 nucleotides long. RefSeq names its product neprilysin-2-like. Gene Ontology annotation, cellular component: plasma membrane. Lineage: Eukaryota; Metazoa; Arthropoda; Arachnida; Ixodida; Ixodidae. The record is from RefSeq and is a predicted model, not a curated record. Gene Ontology annotation, biological process: protein processing. The transcript has a single exon. Gene Ontology annotation, molecular function: metalloendopeptidase activity. Bases 1 to 2418 code for a protein of 805 amino acids.